UUAAUCAGCUGUUUAUUUCACCAUUUCGUUGAAUCUUUUGUGAAGGAUUUAGAACCAAAAAUACGUAAACAAAAAUCAGUUACUUUGGGAAAAUAAGAAGCAAGGAUAACUCAAAAUCUCAGCGGUGAGCCGGAGACCAAGUGCCAAGUGCUCCGAGUUGGAAUCGCACGGAGAGGAUUCAACCUGGUGACCCAUCCGGCCGCAGCAGCUGCUCCAUCCGCACUUGAAACCCAGUGCCAUGACGGAAGUCAACACAAGGAGAUGGGCUGUGCUGGCUGCCGGAGUGGGAUUGGUUUACGUUCUGGUGAGGCACAGGCAGUCUCUGCUGGGUCCCCUGCGAAAGGUGUGGUCCUUUGGCAAUCCGCUGCCCCGACGUCACAUAGAAGUGGUCAACUCCGUCCAUGAUCCUGCCACGCAAUGGGUUUUGAAUGAACUAAAGAACCACUGCCAGACUUUCAAAGUCCUCGGAUUCGAUUGCGAAUGGAUAACCGUUGGAGGCAGCCGGCGACCAGUGGCACUGCUUCAACUCAGUUCCCAUCGGGGAUUAUGCGCCCUGUUCCGCCUCUGCCACAUGAAGCAAAUACCCAAGGACCUGCGGGAGUUACUCGAAGACGAUGCAGUGAUUAAGGUGGGCGUUGCACCGCAGGAGGAUGCUAUGAAGCUAUCCCACGACUACGGAGUGGGCGUGGCCAGCACUCUGGACCUGCGCUUCCUGUGCGUUAUGGCGGGUCAUAAGCCCGAGGGACUGGGCAAGCUGUCCCAGACACACCUGAACUAUAAACUGGACAAGCACUGGCGCCUGGUCUGCUCCAACUGGGAGGCCAAGGAGCUGGAGCCAAAACAGCUAAACUAUGCUGCCAAUGAUGCCCUGGUGGCGGUGGCCAUUUACCAGAAGCUAGCCAGGGAUCUGGAACCCAAAUACUUCUGGCAACGGCGGUCACUGAACGAUGAUAGCCUGCGCAACAAAUUCGAACCCUUUCUGGACGUGGACUUCACCAAGGGCUUCUCACUCAGCCUGACCGGAAGCGGAGUCACUCGCUCAAAGAGUUGUGGACCAACCAAAAGCAAGAAAUGGCUGCCAAAGAAGCAACCGUUCCGGCAAAUGGCCACGCGAUCUAAGGACUUCUACGACAACUGCCUCCUCCAGGCGCCCGAUGGCGAACUCCUGUGCACCAUUGACCGACGAAAAGCCUCCUGGUACCUCACUCAAAACUUGGGCACUCAAAUCACCGAGGAGCCUUUCACCGUUCGCCUUAAUUUCGAACCAGCGGGUCGAGCGGUGGGCGAUGUGGGUCGCUACUACCAGACGCCCAAGGAAAACCAGUGCGUAGUGUGCGGCGAUCGAGAUGCCUACAUCCGGAAGAACGUAGUGCCUCGGGAGUACAGAAAGCAUUUUCCGAUGGUCAUGAAGUCUCAUUCCUCCCACGACGUGCUGCUCCUUUGUCCCAACUGCCACCAGAUGAGUAACAUCUCCGAUCUUCGGGUGCGGACCAAACUGGCCGACCAGUGCGAAGCGCCUUUCAAGCAUGGAGAUGGAUCCGUCAAGUACCGCGAUGAUAUGGAGCUGAAACGUGUUCAAUCCGCGGGCAAGGCGCUGCUAUACCAUGGCGCUAAGAUACCGGCUGCUAAGGUGGCUGAAAUGCAGCGAACCCUCCUCGACUUCUACACCGACCAAACGGAGGUCACGGAGGAUCUUCUACGACAGGCUGCCAGCACGGAAUACCGAGUGGAGAACUCCGGUUACUGCCAGCACGGGGAGCGAGUGGUGCAACAGUACCGCGACAAGUUCGGAGGCCUCGUGGAGCUGGAGCGACUGUGGCGGGAGCACUUCCUGCACGCCAUGCAGCCCCGCUUCCUGCCAGAACUCUGGAACGUCAACCACAACGCCGACCGGCUGGAGGUGCGGGCGAGCGAGGGACGCGUGGAUGAAGCAGAUCUUCUGGUGGCCGGAUUGGAUGCGAAGGUUAAAGUCAUAUGAUGCAAGGCCUUUCUGAGUUUGCCGCCGGCUUUGUACGUUAUAUAUUUCAUUUUCAAUAAAAAUAAACUAAAAUUUGA
Drosophila elegans is the source of this 2055-nucleotide messenger RNA. RefSeq names its product exonuclease 3'-5' domain-containing protein 2 (gene Exd2). The record is from RefSeq and is a predicted model, not a curated record. NCBI's taxonomy places the organism in Eukaryota, Metazoa, Arthropoda, Insecta, Diptera, Drosophilidae. Gene Ontology annotation, biological process: nucleobase-containing compound metabolic process. Bases 239 to 1978 code for a protein of 579 amino acids. Gene Ontology annotation, molecular function: 3'-5' exonuclease activity; nucleic acid binding. The transcript is spliced from 3 exons. Gene Ontology annotation, cellular component: cytoplasm; nucleus.